GGCGCGCUGGUCAGUCACUGACUCUGUUGAUCUCACAGCGUGAACAUCUUAUUGAUUUAGUUCUCGAGAGAUUGGGAGUAUAAGUUUGUCUUACAGUUUCUAAAAGUAUUUAAUUUCUCCGAAACUGACCAAUUCUGACAGUUUAUUUAAGACUCCCUUGGGUAUUUAAAUGAUGAUUUAUAUAACAUAUACAUUUUGUAUAUUAAUGAGACUUGUUGAGUAAUUGUCAAGUUACGGACAAAACUUAUACCAAAAAAAAUAUCAGUAUAGAUUUGGAACUGAUUUGCAAGUUCAGACAAACAUUUGAAACUGACAGUGUGAAAACCUCGUCAUAUCACAGUGGCAUCAGUGCUGCAGAAAUGAGACAGAGAAGUUUAAGGAGCAACGUAGUGACGGUAGUGUUCCUGGCGGCAACACUCCUCACCUCCGUCAGUCUAGAGCUGCCCCGCCACCACCAAGAACCUCAAUUACUGGAAACUGGAGUGGAUCCCGAAGGCACCAAGUAUGAUGUUGAAGAGCAACUAACUCCAGAUGUAUGGAAAAAUAAUGCUACGAUUAAUGCAGAGCAGGAGACUGGGAGAAACGAGACUUUAAAUGGCAAAGGUUGGGAGAACGCAAGUGAAACAGAUCAAGAGGAGAGGACAAACGAGACUCUAGACAACGAAGAUGGUAUAGACACAGUCAAAAGAAAAGAAAAGAAAGAGACACAGGAGGCUCUACAUGGUAAAAAUGGUAACAGUACAAAUAACUCAGAGGUGGAAGAAGAGAAAUAUGAGGGAACUAAGGAAGAGUCAUCACAAGACGAAGGCUGCAAGAAAGUAGUUGAGGAAAACUUAACUGGCGGGGAACACAAAGUAGUGAGCACAGACAGUAGUCUUGUGGCCUCUCUCCUCAUGGAUAUCCGGGAUGCACUCUACAUUAAGAAAAACAUCCAGGGUGACCAAGUCUCAAGAGACUGUUCGGAACAACGCCUCGACAAAAUCAGAGAUGAAACUGAAGGUUCUAUCAGCAGGAUUUCCAGUGAUUUUGAAAGGCUUAAAGAAAACAUGGACCAGAAAGUGAGUCUUGUACUUGAUACAUUUUCCACACUAAAGCUGCUGGUACUGAGUCAGGGGGAUCAGCUAAGGUCGCUGCAGGAGAGGCUAAAGACUGUGCACGAUCAAACAGAAAAUUUUCAAAUUGAAAUGGAUAAAUUCCAGAGGUCGCUGAAGGAAGUCAAUAACACUUUAAGGUCUCAAGAAAUGAAGGUAGAGAUUACCUCGUUUUAUAGUGACAACAGCCUUCCAGAAGAGCAUAUUCUAGACCCACAGGUAAAUAUCACGGACUACGAUGACAGAAUUCAAGAAACGAAGCCUGUACUCGACGAUUUGACCGCAGAAGUACAAAAGAUCACGGCAGCUGUCAAAUCGAUGAGGGACGAGUUGGAGGAAGUGAAGAAGAACAUCACCGACCAUACUGUUGUGUCCAAGACAAAUUCACUACAGCAAGCACAAAGAGACACUCAUACAAGUGUUAGUGAUUCCACAUCAUGCCAGUGUUCGACCGAUAAGUUCAGAGAAGCCAUAACAAAGAUAGAGGAAGUUCAGAAGGAACAUAACAACAAGCUAAACGAGAUUGCCAGGAACCUGACACUGAUGGAAGAUCAGCAGCACCAUACAGACAACAGGACCUGGAGCUACAGUCAACGUAUAGGAGAGGUGGAAGAUUCUUUCAUGGACCUGAAUUCAAUGAAACAUAAGGUCAAUACCGUACAGGAGGACUUGAGUAACUUGAAGAAAGAACUGGAGAGGAACACGACACAAGGAGUCAUUAAUGUUAUGAGGGACAGCACCAAUAUGGAAGGGUUGUGUGUGUGGCCGUACCGUCGAGGUGGAGGUGGGUGUUUCUAUGUGCAUACGGAGGAGCGCCUCUCCUGGCAGGGGGCGCGGGACCACUGCCGAAGCCUGCAGGGAGACCUGGCCUCACCCACACACUACAACCUCUUCAAGCUCUUCAUUCUCAAACUCAGAUUGAGCCGAGCUUACACAUACUGGAUAGGUGCCUCGGAUGUUGGAAAAGGUGAAUGGAUGUGGAUAGACGGACGGGUUGUGACCUCCGACGUGUGGGGCAACGGCCAGCCAGUGGAGCUCAACAACAAUUGCAUGGCACUCAAACCCAUCUAUAAAUUUGUGCCGUCAGCCGAGGCGUGUCGGGAGAGUAGGUUCUUUAUAUGUCAACAAGAACGGCAAUUGUGAUAAAUCUACAAGAAGCUCGGUAAAGCAGCACGUACAGUACAGUUGUGGACAAAAAAGAAUUCAGCAGGGGGGGAGGGAGUGUAAGUCACGUCUGUCUCAUAAUUAACGAUAAAAAUUAAUUUGUGGUGUGGAAAGAAAAUCACACUUUUUAUCGUCACCUAUAUGUAACGUUGCUAAGUCUCCAUCUACCCCUACCAUACACCACCUACCCUUACCCUCCCAUACACCACUACCCCUACCAUACACCACCUACCCUUACCCUC
Molecule: messenger RNA, 2497 nt
Organism: Homarus americanus (American lobster)
Lineage: Eukaryota; Metazoa; Arthropoda; Malacostraca; Decapoda; Nephropidae
Product: girdin homolog
Exons: 3
Coding region: 360-2234 (624 amino acids)
Source: RefSeq, a predicted model, not a curated record